This is a messenger RNA of Leguminivora glycinivorella, 2631 nucleotides long. RefSeq lists its product as uncharacterized. NCBI's taxonomy places the organism in Eukaryota, Metazoa, Arthropoda, Insecta, Lepidoptera, Tortricidae. Gene Ontology annotation, molecular function: nucleic acid binding. The record is from RefSeq and is a predicted model, not a curated record. The transcript has a single exon. Gene Ontology annotation, biological process: DNA integration. Bases 1 to 2631 code for a protein of 876 amino acids.
AUGUACACCAGAGACCUACUACGCGCGUACAAUAGUACGCUACUAGAGUACAAUAACAAAUCUGACAACAUUCGCCUCUACCUUCCACAUUUUGGUGUAUACCACCCUCAAAAACAAAAGGUUCGUGUAGUCCAUGACGCAGCAGCCAAGAAUGAAGGAGUCAGCCUGAACUCCUUAUUGCUAUCAGGUCCUGAUCUUCUUCAACCUCUGCUGAAAGUCCUGUUUCGCUUUAGGGAAUGUCGUGUGGGAAUAACCGCAGAUAUUAAAGAGAUGUUUCCCCAAGUGCGAGUAAGAGAGCAAGAUAGGGACGCUCUUCGAUUUCUGUGGAGACCCGAUAAAACGAUCGCUAUUAAGGAGUACAGAAUGACGUCUGUCAUCUUCGGCGCCUGCUGUAGGCCCUUUAUCGCGCAAUUUAUAAAAAACAAAAACGCUCUUGAACAUGCCGAUUUAUACCCGCUAGCUGUGGAUGCCAUCUUGUUUAACCACUACAUGGAUGACUAUAUUGACUCUCAAGAUGGCGUCGACGAAGCGGCUCAGUUAGCGGCAGACAUUGUUACCGUGCACAAUGCUGCCUGUUUCGAGAUGCGACGAUGGAUCUCUAACGCGCCAGAGGCCCUGAAACUUGUCCCUGAGGACCUUAGAGCCACUCAGCCGUUAGAAAUCGAUCUUGGGGAAUCCGCCAACAGCAUCCGAGCCCUAGGCAUAGCAUGGAACCCUACUUUAGACAUGUUAGGUUUUCGCACAGGUUUACUUGAAACUAGUUCACUAACAAAACGAAAAGUUCUAUCACAUGUCAUGCGCGUGUACGACCCAUUGGGUCUUUUAGGUCCUAUAGUUAUAAAGGGACGAAUUUUGUUCCAACAGACUUGGAGAUCUAACAUUGAUUGGGACACCGAACUCCCACAGACCGAAUCAUCUAAGUGGUUUGAUUGGUUCCAAGAACUUUUAAAAGUUUCUUCGUUGAAGAUCCCUCGUUGGUAUUCAAAAAUAAAAGGCUCGGAACCUUCAUAUCGAGAACUGCACGUUUAUGCGGAUGCGAGUGAGCUUGCCUACGCCUGUGUCGCAUAUUGGCGCUUAGUGUACCCUGACGGCAGCAUCGAGCUCAUUCUCAUCGCAAGUAAAACGAGGGUCUCCCCACUUAAACCUAUAUCUAUCCCGCGAUUGGAGUUACAAGCCGCUUUGAUAGCUUCUCGAUUAGCACUCGUUAUCAAGGACAGCCAUCGUAAAAAACCAACGCGUACAUAUUUUUGGACCGAAUCGAUGACUGUCCUCCAAUGGUUGCGUAGUGAUGCACGAGCAUUUAAGCCUUUUGUUGCCCACCGCCUAGGUGAAAUAUUAGAAAAUUCUGCUGUCAAAGACUGGCACUGGGUACCGACAGACUUAAAUGUGGCCGAUGACGCAACUAGACUUCGUCCAAUUGAUCUAACCCUUUCACAUCGGUGGUUUUUUGGCCCAUCAUUUAUUUUAAAGUCCCCCGAGAACUGGCCCACAGAGCCACUUAAUGUCACAUCAAAUCUCGAAGAACUUAAAUGCCAACCAAUUGAGUCGGUGGCGGUAACUUCAGUUAUUGACGUUUUGCCAAAUCCAGUCACAGCAAAUCCAGAAUAUUUUAAUGACUGGCUCCGUUUAUUGCGUGCCAAAGCUCGAGUACAUCAAGCUGUGGCAAUUUUCGGCAACAUUUUGGCCGCAAUUAUAAAUUCUAAAGUAAACAAUGGAGCGAUUCCUUCUCGCUCGCGUUGUUCAUCAACGUCCACCACUCACACACCCUUGAACGCAGACCUAAUAAAAGCCGCUGAAAGGCAUAUUUUGCAACGGAUUCAACUGGAUAGCUUUUCCGAAGAGUUCCACUGUAUUAUCAACUCAAAACCGAUUCCUUCAAAUAGCCGUCUCACCAAACCAUCACCCUCUCUGGGAGAAGAUAAUUUAAUUCACUUGGCUGGAAGGAUAAAAGCGGUAGAAGAUAUUGACCCAGAAACACGAUCUCCUAUAUUACUAGAUGGUCGUCACCCGAUCGCACAGUUGUUAGUACAAUUCUAUCACAGACGAGCAGGGCACGCCAACAAUGAAUACGUCAUUAAUGACAUAAGACAAAGAUUCUGGCUUCUGAGGCUUCGAGAUACAGUCAGAUCAGUCGCUCAUAAAUGCCUGUUUUGCAAGAUUCGUAAAUCGAAGCCUAUGAACCCGGCCACUGGAGACCUGCCACCUCAAAGGCUCGCACACCACCAGAGGGCAUUCACCUUUACCGGCUUAGAUUAUUUCGGCCCUGUCAAUGUCACAGUGGGUCGCCGCCAUGAAAAACGUUAUGUAGCCCUUUAUACAUGUCUCACAACACGGGCAUUACACCUGGAAUUGGUACACAGCCUUUCAUCUGACUCUGCCAUAAUGAGCUUGAGGCGGUUUAUUGCCCGAAGAGGUAUCCCUAAUACAAUUUACUCAGACAACGGGACCGCCUUCGUUGGAGCAGACCGCAUCCUACGCCAAUUCUACUCAGAUGGUAUUAAAGAAGAAGCAGCGACUAGAGGUAUCAGGUGGAGUUUUAUCCCCGCUGCUGCACCUUCGUUUGGAGGAUGCUGGGAGCGUUUGGUAAGAACAGUAAAGGUGGCGCUGAAAGCAACGCUUAACGAAAGGUAA